UUAAUUUUUAAGUUAGUUUGCUCGUGAAUAAGAAUAAGUCGCCUGGAGCGUUUUUGCAACUGCCCAUUUUCACUCCCCACAUUCAUCACUACCCGCUCCAACUUCCUCCCCCACUUCUUAAUCCCAUUCCGCCCACCAAAAUCUCAACCAUUUUUUUUCAAUUAUAAAUACAAAAAAAAAAAUAAAAAAAAAUACUCAUCAUCAAGAUUUAUGGAGGAAAUGAGAAAGAGUUCGUCACAAUUAGUACAUCAAGAAACAGAGGAUAUUAUGGGUUUAGUUGGUAAUCAUCAGUUGUUGGAGAAAGAUUAUGUACCAAAUUCAAGUACUCCUAAGCUUUCUCUGUCCAAACUCCCAAAUAAGCAUAAAUUCAGAGAAACGAUGGUGAAUUUCAUGGCUACUCCGCCCAGAAAGAUAUCAGUUUCAAUUCCAUUUCAAUGGGAGGAAGCACCUGGGAAACCCAGAUCAUCUUCAAUCAACAGCAACACCAUUACAACUAGUACUAAUACUACUACUACCGCUAGAAGAUUACACUUGCCGCCGAGGCUGGUUGUUGUGAAUAAUAAUUUGAACAACUGUGAUUUUUCUUCUACUUAUUCUUCUUCGAAAUUGAGUGCGGAAAAUUAUUACUCUCCGACCACGGUGCUGGACGGCCCUGAUCAGGAAAAAGAAUACUCUGCUUUGAGUCUUGAAGAAGAAUUUAUCAGGGAGGUCAAAUAUCAUCAUCAUUAUGGUGAUCAUCAGGAGAGAUCAUUCAAGUGUAGUUCAUGGGGGUUGAAAAGCUUGAAAGAGGAGGGCAAAUGGCCUCCAUUCCCAGCUGAUCGUAGUUUUAUGGAUUUUCCUUCAUCUGCUUCUGCUGUCGGUUUUCCCCAUUCGAAGAGCCACAGUACUAGGAGUUGCAGUUCUUACAAGCUACUUCCUCGGUUCAAAAGGAGAAGCAGUUUUGCCAGUUUGUCAAAUGCCAGCUCCAACUUCUUGGCCGGCGUAUAUGGGAACUUGAAGCAAGCAGUGGUUCAAUGGAGACGCAGACAAGAUCAGAAGCAAAGUUAGGACAUAUGUCACGCACAGCAAAGUUAUAUAUGAAUCUUAAAGGGCUCAGGCGGCAGGAGCUUUUGGCUCAGUCGUAGAAGAUUACAUAGAGAUAGAUAGUAUACAUCUUUAUUUCAUAAUGUCAAUAUCAACAACUCCGUAUUAGAAGUUGAACAUUUCAAAGUCAUUCAGGGGGAUCAUUGUUACGGCAAACACCCUGCAAUUUUGGAACAGUUCAAGAAAGGAGUACAAUAUACUAACGGAUUUACCCAUUUGCCAAUAUUUGCUAGUACUAUAUAAACACCAGUGUUUGAUUUGAGUUCCAUGACUAGGAAUUAGCAGGAAACAAAUUAUAUAUAGAUAAG
This is a messenger RNA of Oldenlandia corymbosa var. corymbosa, 1391 nucleotides long. The record is from the annotation of a GenBank genome assembly. NCBI's taxonomy places the organism in Eukaryota, Viridiplantae, Streptophyta, Magnoliopsida, Gentianales, Rubiaceae.